AUGAUGCAGCAAAAAAGAAGCCCUGUUUCUGCUGAUCAAAGCAGCUUUAUGGACUUGAUGCCGAAAAGACUAAAGACUGAUGCACCUCUAACAUCCAAGGAGAAGAAAGAGAAGAUUAGUGAACGGAUUUCUGCCCUUCAACAGCUGGUCUCGCCUUAUGGAAAGACAGAUACAGCUUCAGUCCUUCUGGAGGCCAUGGACUACAUAAGUUUCCUUCACGAGCAAGUUAAGGUAUUGAGUGCUCCAUACUUAUGCAGUACACCGACACCGACUGAGGAGGGGAAGGAAGCGUACAGCCUGAAAGCCAAAGGUCUAUGUCUCGUCCCGAUUUCAUUAACUGUUGGGGUCGUGAGCAGCAAUGGUGCUGACAUAUGGGCUCCCAUUAAAACCACUCCACCCAAUAACUCGACAAAGUUGUGGGACGAGACGUCUGUUGUAACACAGAGCUGA
Molecule: messenger RNA, 450 nt
Organism: Striga hermonthica
Lineage: Eukaryota; Viridiplantae; Streptophyta; Magnoliopsida; Lamiales; Orobanchaceae
Source: the annotation of a GenBank genome assembly